This is a messenger RNA of Eremomyces bilateralis CBS 781.70, 777 nucleotides long. Its product is annotated as proteasome subunit beta type-1 precursor. Gene Ontology annotation, cellular component: proteasome core complex. NCBI's taxonomy places the organism in Eukaryota, Fungi, Ascomycota, Dothideomycetes, Eremomycetales, Eremomycetaceae. The coding region runs from base 1 to 777 and encodes 258 amino acids. The transcript is spliced from 2 exons. The record is from RefSeq and is a predicted model, not a curated record.
AUGGCCUUCGCUGCCCCCGACCACGGGCCAGGCUACUCCUUCACAUCACCCACCACCGCCUCCGCCCCCAAACAACAUGGCUUCUACCCCUAUACCGACAAUGGCGGCUCCAUCCUCGGCAUCUCCGGCGCCGACUUCACCAUCCUCGCCGGUGACACCCGGUCCACCUCCGGCUACAACAUCAACUCCCGCAUGGCGCCCAAGCUGUUCCGCAUCGGCGGCGAGGGCCCGGACGCCACCGGCGCGCGAAUCAUCCUCGGCGUUGUCGGCUUCGGCGCGGACGGCGCCGCCCUCAAGGAGCGCCUCGACACCAUCGUGAAAAUCUAUCGGUACGAGCACGGGAAGGACAUGUCAGUUAAAGCGUGCGCGCAGCGGCUGUCGCAUCUGCUGUAUGGGAAGCGGUUCUUCCCGUAUUAUACGCAUGCGAUCCUAGGUGGGAUCGACGAGGAGGGGAAGGGGGCGUUGUAUAGCUAUGAUCCGGUGGGGAGCUAUGAGCGGGAGCAGUGUCGGGCGGGCGGGGCGGCGGCGAGUUUGAUCAUGCCGUUUUUGGACAAUCAAGUGAAUUUCAAGAAUCAGUACGUGCCGGGGAGCGGGGAGGGGCAUGAUUUGAAGGCGCGGGAGGUGGUGCCGUUGUCGCGGAACUAUGUGAUGGAGUUGGUGGAGGAUGCGUUUACGAGUGCGGUGGAGAGGCAUAUUGAGGUGGGGGAUGGAUUGCAGGUGUUGGUGGUGACAGAGAAUGGGAUUGAGGAGCGGAUUUCGCCGCUGAAGCAGGAUUAG